CUAAAAUUGAAAAUUAAAAGCAAACCAUGUAUCUGGAAAAAAGUGCCUCUGUAGCACUAGCAGCCGUGCAUGCACUGAACGAUGUGCCUGGUUGGCUCACUGAGCGGUUAUUUCAUACUGAUGCAGUGGAGUGCCCUUGGACCACUACCCCCGCCAACGACACACAAUGUCAAGAGAGACUUGCGACCGUGGUGGAGUUGAGGAGUGAAUUGGCAAACUGCGAACAUCCACUCAAAAAAAGUCUCCACACUAUAGGACAUCGCGGGGCAGCUCUGGUAGCGGUUGAAGAAACGUACAGGUCGUUUCAGGUAUCUAAACAAUAAAUACGUAUA
This is a messenger RNA of Sphaeroforma arctica JP610, 332 nucleotides long. RefSeq lists its product as hypothetical. The coding region runs from base 27 to 323 and encodes 98 amino acids. The transcript is spliced from 2 exons. Lineage: Eukaryota; Ichthyosporea; Ichthyophonida. The record is from RefSeq and is a predicted model, not a curated record.